Messenger RNA from Podarcis lilfordi (Lilford's wall lizard), 5994 nucleotides. The record is from the annotation of a GenBank genome assembly. Lineage: Eukaryota; Metazoa; Chordata; Lepidosauria; Squamata; Lacertidae.
GCUUAGAACGCUGGGGGAGUGAGGCCGGUGGCGGGGUUUCAACAUGGCGGCGUUGCUGGGCAGAGUUGCGGGCGGGAACCCUUUUGCUGCCUGGCAGGUGAGGGACGCGGGGAAAGUGGGGGGGACCUAUUGUGCUGUCCUGCGCGUCGAUAACCGCACUUUGGCCCCGUGGUGUGUUAUUUAGUGAAGAUUCCUGCAUUGCAGGCGGUUGGGCUAGAACAUGGGGAGGCAACCUAAAAGUAGAAUGUGUCCUUUUAUUUAAAAUGCAUCUCUGGGUGAUUUGUGGUGUAUAGGAUUUCGUUCAUUCCCCCCCCCCCCAAAAAAAUAGUCCGGCUCACCGCAUGGUCUGAGGGACAGUGGACCUGCCCAUGGCUGAAAAAGGUUGCUGACCCCUGGGCUAGAUGGAACUCCGAGAUCCCUUCCAGUUCUAUGAUUCUAUGAAUGCUUCAGGUUUUCCGUAUUCCUUGGUGUUGGCGGCCGCCAUUUAGCCCCCCCCCCCCAAUUUGAUGGUGCCAAUGUCAGGUUUUGAUUUUGGAAAAUGUUGGUAGUAAUUAGCACGGAUGUGCUUCUGAACAUCUACAAGGUGUCAUUUCUCUUCCUGCUCUGUCCAGGGAGAACGCUAUCCAAAUAUAUAUGUAUAUGGGACACGACUUUUGACCCCAUAUGACCUCUCAUUUCAUUAACUGUUUUUUUUUUCUGGGCUACUUCAUCAUAUUGCAUUGUAAGAAAAAAAAAUGUUUGAUAACCUGACUUUUUUAAAAAAAAGCAAACAAGAAACAAAAAAUGUCAUACUAGCGUCUAAUAAUAAUGUCAAUAAUUGUCGAUUUGCUUGCUAUUAGGGUUAGUAUUGGAAGUGCACUUGAAGAACAAAAAUAAAUAAAGGAAUUUGUAGAUUAUAACUUGUAGUUAGCCUAUGCAAUAAAGAAUUGUCUUUCCUUCCUGCUCCAGAGUCUUGCAAAAUACAAAGUGGAACCAAUCACCUGGAGGGUGUGGAUCAGGCAGAAAUUUACAAGGUCAAGAAUUCCCGAAUCGGUAAGCUUUGUGUUGUGGGGGUGCGGAAUUAGUAUCUCAUUUUCUUUCAUUUAUUUAUUUUCAUAAAAUACGUCUUUUUUCAUUUUGUUCCAUAAGUAGAGAAAGCAGUUACAGACCUCAAAAAAGGACAAAUAGAAUAAGCGAAAGGAUAAGAAGAGAGAAAAGUAAACACUACAGUGGUACCUCGGUUCAAGAAUAGUCCUGUUUACGAACAAUUUGGUUUACGAACUCCGCAAAACUGGAGGUAGUGUCCCGGUUUGCGAACUUUACCUCAGUCUAAGAUCGGAAUCCAAAUGGUGGAAGGGCACUGGCGGCGGGAGGCCUCAUUAGGCAAAGCGCGCCUUGGUUUAAGAAUGGUUUUGGUUUAAGAACAGACUUCCAGAACAGAUGAAGUUGGUAAACCGAGGUACCACCGUACAGUGGAGCUACAGAUAGUUAGCAUCUCAUACCUUUUGGGAGGAAGCAUCUCAAAGCUAAAUUGUAAAAUGUCCUACAAAUAUUAUAUGAGAUAUUCCAAGAAUCAUUGACCAGUAUGUCUGCCUUACCACAUAUAUUCACAUAUCAAACUCUCUUGUAAAAAAAAUCUUCAGGUCCAUGUUCUACUGUUUACAAUUCAUUUAUAUGCAUGUUACUCAGAAGUAAGUUUCAUUAUAUUCAGUGGGGCUUAACCCCCAGGUAAGUGUACAGUACAUAGAAUUUAAAUGUAAAUGUGCUACACAUAGAAUCACAGAAUUGUAGAGUUGGAAGAGAUCCCAAAGGUCAUCAAGUUCAACUCUGUGCAGUGCAGGAAUCAGAGCUGAAGAAUCGCUGGCAGAUGGCCACCCAGCCUCUCUUUAGAAACCUGCAAUGAAGGAGUGUCCAAUGUUAGUGAUACUCAGAAUAGGAGCACUGAAAGAAAUACUCAAGUCCAUUGAUUUCAAAGGGUCUACUCUGAGUAUCACUAAUAUUGGAUAGCACCAUAUACCAAUGAAAGGGAUAGUUUAAGAACCAAAAAUCAAUAGAGGGGAAAAUACCAAUAUUAUGCUUCAUCUCUUCUUGUCAUCCUCUAAUAAAAAAUAAAUGGUUCAGGGAAAAAUACAAAUAGUAUAAUUCAUUCCUUUUUAGUACACACAUAUUUUAGCACAGUAUCAUUUUGCUAAAAGAAAGAAUUGAUACAGACUUAUUCCUCUGCUGUCUUCAACUACUUUGCUACAAAUUACCUUUUUACAACUACUGAUAUAGUAUACUAUUCAGCUACUGAUAACUGUAUUACUGAAACCUGCUUUUGUUGAAUUUAUUUUAGGUAUUUCAGCCGUGGCCUGGUGAUCAUGAAAAAUAUGGGGGUGAUCCACAGCAGCCCCAUAAACUGCACCUUGUGACCAGAGUCAGAAGUGGAAGAAGGCGUCCUUAUUGGGAAAAAGAGAUAAUCAGAUCUCUUGGAUUGGAAAAAGUAUAAAAUACAUUAGCAUUUUGUGGGGAUGCUCUGUUGCAUGGGGGAAAGCCCAGUAAAUAAUUAUCUCUGUCUGGCAUUAAAACAUACAGCCUAAUCCUACACAUGUUUAUUCAGAUAUAAGUCCCACUAUAUUAGAUUAGACUUGCUCCUUGGUAAAUGUGCACAAGUUUGCAGUCUUUCAGAGAUAAGAGUAGAACAACUUCAGCUCAGGGCAAGGGCAAGGUAUUAAAUUCAAUGAUCUGCUGAGUCCCUUUGCAGUUUCUUGUAGAAGAUCCACAUUAGUUAAUGGUAAAUCGUUAAAAAUGGGUUUGAUAUCUGUUUGCCUUUAUAUUCAGUUUAUAUUCAGUAUAUAACAAAGGUACCAGCCAAACUUUCCUGAGCAGAGCAGAAUGAGAUAGGAACUCUCACCAAUGGCUCCCUAAUGCCUGCUCUGACAUGCUACAGCAGUGUAAUCUUCUACAUUGGGAGGAGAGGGGAGCCCAGAAGUGCACUCAUAGCAGCUUCUGUUUAUCUUUGGGUCGGGGGUGGGCAGCUGGAACUACCUGGGAGAGUGGGGUGGAGGUUGCCUAGCAACUUUCCAAAAACCCAGCUGAGGCAUUCCAUGUCUGUGCAUCAUUAUGCAUCAUUAUCCUGUUCUCAGCUUGUAAAUCACUUGUUAGAUAUCCAUGAAAAAGCAGUUUCAAAGCCAUACUAGGUAUAUUUUGUUGUGCAACCAGUUGCCUGAGAGCAUGUGGGAACAUACAUUCACAUUCUGCCAUGCAAGACAAGUAGAUGCUUUGCAUCUGGAUGUCUUACCGCAGUGCAUAUAAGCAGCCGCAGUUGGAAGCUUGUCCCUGAUUAGUAAAGGAAUCUACACAUGAAAGCCUGGUUUUGAGUGUUGUUCUCUCUUGCUGAGGUGUGUAGAGAUCCAAUCAGAAUUUUUAGCAGUCAGCUAAUUCAUCUUAGUUCACUCCUUUAUCUAAGUGGUUGCUAUUUAUCACAAUUUUGACAUUCUAAAUAUGGUAGCACAUAUACAGUGUUCCAUGAACUUUAGCAGAAAUGAUCCUGUACUAAAAUAUGUGUGAGCUAAAAAGGAAUGAAUUAUACUAUAUGUAUUUUCCCCUGAACCAUUAUUUUUUUUAUUAGAGGAUGACAAGAAGAGAUGAAGUAUAAUAUUGGUAUUUCCCCCUGUAUUAAUCUUUGGUUCUUAAACUAUACCUUUCAUUGGCAUAGGGUGCUAUCCAGUAUUAGUGAUACUCAGGGUAGACCCUUUGAAAUUAAUGGACUUGCGUAUUUCUUUCAGUGCUCCUACUCUGAGUAUUGCUAACACUGGAUACCACCUUCUGUAUUUUUAUUAAAUCUUCAUGGAUGAAUUCACCUCUUUAGGCUCUCACAGAAUGAAGGACAAUAUAUGUGAAUAAUAUAAAUCACCAAGUAAUGCAAUAACAGCCAAUGUAAUGCUAACCAGAUGUUGUUAUCAAGGAUAACACCUGUUAUCCAUGACCUCUGGCUAGUCUUGCUGGAGCCGAUGGAAACUGGAGUCCAACUAGAUGAUCUGCAGAGUAUCACAUUGGCUACCCCUUAAGUAAUGCAGGAUUGUCAUAGUUAUAUUUUAAGAAUAGCACACUCGCUGCAACUAGUACUGCAAGCUCUGUGUGUGUGUAUGCAAUCAUGUGUUUGAAACUGAACUUUUCUGUGAAACUGAACUUUUCUAUAAAAUCUGCUUAUCUACAGAGGUAUGAGCUAAGAGUGCAUAAAAACAUCCCUUCUGUGAAUGAAAAACUGAAAGUGAUUAAACAUCUAAUAAGGUUAGUUAACUCUUCUUGACAAAAGCAUUUUAAAAUGGCUUUUGUAGAGCAGCACUAAUGUAUUUUGUCUCUUCUCCUGCUUCCUCCUCCGCUCCUAUAGCAUAAAGCCAUUAAAGCUACCCCAUGGAAUUCCAUCUGAAGAAGAAAUGUCUGACACCUUUAUUAACUGUGCAGGUGAACUAAUAAUUCGCCGUCGUCUAAAAGAACCGGAACAGAAAAAGAUUGAUGCUUUGUAAUGUGUAGUGGCAUUCUGUACAAUAAAUGUAAUUUUAAACUGAAAUUUGAUUGGGGAGCUCAUCUACCCAUCCCUUGUACUGUGUCAAGGCUUUAUUUGACUGAUUAAUCAAACGUGGCUAGUACUAAUGCUGAUUAUACAAGCAUUUCAUCAAGCGUGACUGUAUGUGUAUGUAAUUCCUUUUUCCACUGUUUGCCUAUUGGAAGCACCAUAGUAGGUCUCAAACAUUUCUACCGCCAGCGAUCACUUUUCCACAAUGACUUGUCUAAGCAACUCCCUGAAGAACCACCAAUGGAGUCUGAAAUUUGUAGGGUGGUUAAAAGCCCCUCUUGCCUCCCCCCCUUUUUUGCUUCUGCUUUGUUUCUUUUUGGGAUUCUCAUUUUAGAUGCACCUCACUGGGACGCCGGCCAAACUGAACCUCAGGCAAGCAGCAGCAGAGCAUGAUGGUUGUCCCACUACCAAGCUCUGAACAUAAAGGGGACUUGGAUUGUAGCCUAAAGCAUGACCACCUCAUUAUUCUAUGUUUAAUAGAAAGUGUACACUAAACCAACCCAGUACUAUCCAGCAGUAUACUGUAGGAGAAACUCAAUGCAUGGACAAACUCUCUUCAUUUUUAUUUUCAAUGAGGAAUUCUUUAUAAACUCCUGAAGAAACUUGGUUCCCUGUAACAGUUUGUCUAAUACACUGUUUGAAAUAUGGAAUGUAUUCAUUAUUCCUGAUUUGGGCAGAAAUAAAAUGAGUGACUUCAGUGCAUGCUAAGGUUCAUAUAAGUCCUUGUUGCUGUUGCUGUACCGGGAAGGAAACAAACCAGAGGCUGGCUUUCUGUUUCAUAAGCCAAGAAUGGAAGGCAAGGUUGGUUCUUGGCUUCGCCAUUGUCGUUUGAGGAAAACAAAUCAUGAGUGUUGGUUUGCAUGCAACACAAAGGCCUGCCUCAGGUUUCUUUCCUCCCUCAUGGUGGCAGCAGCAGGAGUGCGAGGAGAACGACUGGAAACUUCUGAGCAAUAUAAUGUGCACACGUUACGGCUGAAAAGAUUCUUUUGCGCUAAUGUUUUAUACACAAAAACAGUCCAAAUGGGCUGAAACAGCUUGGGAGCGAUGAUGACUCCAUCAUCCAUUGUAGAAUAGAACCUUGCUGAAGUGUGCUCUGUGCUAGAGUAAAAAAAAGCCAAGUUUGGUAUUAAUCAAUAGACUAUCCCUUUCCCUGGAAAUAUCACCAGGCAAAAUAGCAACUUAAAUAAUUAACAGAUGUUGGCACAUCUGCCUUCAAACCAGCUGGUGCUUUUUGGUGUACACAAAUGGCAGUAUGGAGACAAGGCAAGAGAUGAAAUUAGGUGGUGUGUAAUUAAUGAGUUUUUCAGUGUUACAUCUCGAGAUCAGUAAAGUGAUUAGCAUUAACUUCAGAGUAGAUGAAAGGAAACACUUUCUAAAACUUGUAAAAGAGUUAAUUGUCAUUUGUUAGCCCCUGACAAAGAUAUUUAAAAUAAAUAUAUAAAAGAGAGCGACACGUU